AUUAAAUUAGACAAUAUGGAGUCGUGAUGGCACAGCUUUUAUAAUAAUUCAGUAAAAAUCUUUCCUGCAGAGGUAAUAGUACUGUUACAUGUUUCAAGAUGGAAUCUAGUCAGAUACCAAUUACACAACUAUCAGUGGCACCUAUAUUAGCAUCAAUGUCUUCAGCAACACAGCCAAGUGCCCAACUAACAACUGGAAUGACCUUGACCUCUACUUAUGGUACAGCUACAAUUCCAUCAGUUCCAUCAGUAAGCUUGCCGAUUUCAACAAAUAAUGUAAAUAUUACAACACAAGAGACACCAUCCACAUCACAGAAACCUGUUCUACAGAAUGUUUCAUUACCAGCCCCACAAACUCCAAAAGUGUCUGUAACUGCAUCUGGAAGCCAAGUGUCAUCAAGAUAUCAACCCACUCCAGAUUUGUCCAGCUCUAUGGAACGUAGAAGUUCAAAAAGGUCAAUUAAGCGUAAGAGAUUUGAUGAUGAAGUUGUUGAAUCUAGUUUACCAAAACAGGAGAGACCUUCAAGGGAUAGGAAAGUGUCAGGGACUGUGACAAUAGAAGCAGAUCGUCAGACAAAGGAAGUGACCACGGGUAAAAAAGAUGUUGGAACGAUUGUGUCUACUACAGAAAGGAAGAAAACCCCUGGUAAAGUUUGUAAGACAUCGAGAUCUAGAAACAGAUCAAAGAAACAGAAACCAAGGGCACCUGCACCGGCAUCUGUUAAGGAUCUUGGGCGCUGGAAACCUACCGAUGAUUUAGCUUUAAUAACAGCUGUCCAACAGACCAAUGACCUUACAGCAGUAUACCUUGGAGUAAAAUUUUCCUGUAAAUUUACGUUGAAGGAGAUACAGGAAAGAUGGUACAGUCUGCUGUAUGACCCAAUUAUCUCAAAAUUAUCAGUGCAGGCCAUGAAACAAUUCCACCCAGAUGUUCUAGCCUCAGUACAAGCUAAAGCUUUAUAUAGUAAAUCUGAGGAGACUUUGUUAGGCAAAAUAACAUCUACAAGUAACCCAACUGUGGAGAAGUUUCAAGAAGUAUUAGAUAAUCAUCCGGACACAUUUUACCCGACACGAACAGCAAAAGCUCUACACAGUCAUUGGCUACUGAUGAAACAAUAUCAUUUGUUACCUGACCAAUCAGUGCAGCCGAUGCCCCGUGGUGAUCAUGUGCUCAAUUUUUCUGAUGCCGAGGAUCUGCUCACUGACGAAGAUUUGAAAGGUUUAUUGAAGGAAGCUAAAGAUGACACUGUGGAGCAAGAGUUAGCUGUGGCUGACAGAAGAAACAAGAGGGAAAUACGUCAUCUAGAACAAGAGUUACCAAAAUGGCAGGUUUUAGUGGACAGUGUGACAGGAAUCAGUCCGCCAGAUUUUGACAACCAGACACUGGCUGUUUUGAGAGGUAGACUGGUUAGAUAUCUGAUGAGAUCAAGGGAGAUAACUCUAGGACGUGCCACAAAAGACAACCAGAUAGAUGUUGACCUGUCACUAGAAGGUCCAGCAUGGAAGAUAUCAAGGCGACAGGGUAUUAUCAAACUGAGAGGCAAUGGGGACUUUUAUAUUGCUAAUGAGGGAAAGAGACCUAUUUAUAUAGAUGGAAAACCAAUUCUUACCGGCAAUAAACAAAGAUUGUGUAAUAACUCAGUGGUAGAGAUCUCUUGUUUACGGUUCAUUUUCCUAAUAAACCAAGAUCUGAUUAACUCUAUAAGAACAGACACUCAGAAAAUACCUGUAUCAACUUGACACAGCAGACAGAAUAGCUAAAUGAAGAUAUUUGAUAUACAUGGAUAGAAGAUAACUGUUUUAUCUGGACACAUACAAACAAGGUGCCAUGUGAAGCAGGGAGAAUAAUAAAAUACCUGUAUCAAAUUUACUUAUAUCCAACGAUCACAGGUGUUUUCUUCGGUGUUUUAAAGAAGCAAAUGAACAAAUGCUUGAAGUGCUUGGACAGUGAUAUUUAGGCUUUCAGGAUGGUGUAAUAUAUAUAGAUAGAGCUGGAAGCCUAAGCAUGCCCCUGGAAAAUCCUAGUCUAGGACAGUACAUGUUUUACAUGGAUUUACUUCAGACAUUCAUAGCAUGUUUACAGACCUCAGAUAGUAUUUUUUGUGGAAGGACACAGUUGGUGAUACUCGUUUAAAAGUUGCUAGAAUUCAGAUCAAAUAGUUAAUGUUUUUUUUCUCUUGAUCAAAUUUUAUAUGUAUAUUUUAUAGCGAUAUAUCUGAAUAAGAUAAUAUGAAUAUUGUUAAAUAGAAUAUUACAUACAUGUACUGUUGUUUUGACUUUUGAUAUGAAAAAGCAGCAUGAAAUAUAUGUUUAAUUUUGAAGAAAGAAACUGUUAAUGUCUGUAAAGGUUAUGAUAAAUGGUCAAUGUAAAUAAAAGAGAAAAUAAA
Messenger RNA from Ruditapes philippinarum (Manila clam), 2386 nucleotides. Its product is annotated as microspherule protein 1-like. NCBI's taxonomy places the organism in Eukaryota, Metazoa, Mollusca, Bivalvia, Venerida, Veneridae. Gene Ontology annotation, biological process: positive regulation of transcription by RNA polymerase II. Bases 99 to 1739 code for a protein of 546 amino acids. The record is from RefSeq and is a predicted model, not a curated record. Gene Ontology annotation, molecular function: protein binding; G-quadruplex RNA binding. Gene Ontology annotation, cellular component: Ino80 complex; MLL1 complex; NSL complex. The transcript is spliced from 12 exons.